AUGAGUAAGUUCUUGUUUGGGUUAUCUAAUCUGGUGAAGACCGAGUCCAAGAAUGCUAUGCUUCUAGGGGAUAUGGAUAACAAAAAUGAUUUAUGCUCAGCAGCAAAAGUCGGGCGAUUAGGGAGCACUUCUGGUAACAAAUCCUUCCCAACUUGUCCAAAGUAUGGUAAGAACCAUCUGGACGAGUGUCUUGCAGACAAGGAAGGGUGCUUUAGGUGUGGUCAUUAUGGCAGUUGGUUGAAGGAUUUCCUUUCUGCCAGGCAGGGUGAAGGAUGUAAAAACAAUAGGGCUCAGUCGACAGCUCCAACAACACUAGCAGGUCGCCCAACUCAGCAAGGUGCUUCAUCUGGUACAGGUGGUGGUUAA
Molecule: messenger RNA, 366 nt
Organism: Solanum stenotomum
Lineage: Eukaryota; Viridiplantae; Streptophyta; Magnoliopsida; Solanales; Solanaceae
Exons: 2
Coding region: 1-366 (121 amino acids)
Source: RefSeq, a predicted model, not a curated record